Molecule: messenger RNA, 6558 nt
Organism: Callorhinchus milii (elephant shark)
Lineage: Eukaryota; Metazoa; Chordata; Chondrichthyes; Chimaeriformes; Callorhinchidae
Product: NFX1-type zinc finger-containing protein 1
Exons: 16
Coding region: 133-6312 (2059 amino acids)
Biological process (GO): regulatory ncRNA-mediated heterochromatin formation
Cellular component (GO): nuclear RNA-directed RNA polymerase complex; nucleus
Molecular function (GO): helicase activity; zinc ion binding
Source: RefSeq, a predicted model, not a curated record
GAGAGACAUACAGUGAGAAACACAGUGAGAGAGAGAGAGAGAGAGCUUGACAGAUAUGCAGAGGUGAGAGUCACAGUCACCAGAGGAGCCACCUGGCCAGAGUCCUCUCUUAUCUAAACCAGUUUCCUAGAAAUGGCAUCUUCUAGAAGUUAUUCAAACCAAAGCAGAAAGCAGUCACGUGAUCUUACAUGUAAGGAUGAAGAUAUGGCAGCAUAUUUUGGGCAGCCUUUCCUCAUCGGCCAGCAGAGCAGAGGACAUGCUUCUGGUAACAGUCAGCCAAACCGCCAUCGUUCACAAGAUAGAAGUUUCGGUGGGAGUAGCCAGUAUCUUGCUGUUUUUCAACAAUCUGAAUCUUUGCAAAGAAUUCAAGGACAUUCGAGAUUAGAUGAUCAGAGCCAAGCUCAACAAGGACACAACUUUGGAAACCAGUCUGGUCACAGGGGAGGCCACCAGUCUGGUCACAGGGGAGGCCACCAGUCUGGUCACAGGGGAGGCCACCAGUCUGGUCACAGGGGAGGCCACCAGUCUGGUCACAGGGGAGGCCAUCAGACUGGAAAUCGAGGUGGUCAUCAGUCUGGUCACAGAGGAGGUCAUCCAUCUGGAAUCAGAGGUUAUGCAGAAAGAACGCAAGGCAGAGGACAGUGUCAGAAACGUGGCCAAAAAGGAGAACCCCACCUGGGUUUACAAAGCCAUCAGGUGUUUUACAAUACUCAAUUUCCUCCAACUACACAUGUACACUCCGGAAAUCCCAGGCUCCAUAGUAGCUUUACUGAUCUGCUCAGCCUCUCAAGAGGCAGUUUGGAGAAUGAGACACAAAGGCACCACCAAGAACGAGGCAGGCAGCCCUACCGCCAAGCACUGGGUAGUGCCAAUACUGAUGGUGACCAAGAAAAUUCUUCAAAGCAACGCAGCAGAAGCCAGGUCUGUGAAAAACCAGAGCUAAAUGACAACCGUAAAACCAAGAGGGAAAAUAAACGUGGUCAAUCUGUUCCACGCGUCCCACGGCGACUAGGCAAAGGGGCUCUGCUGGAGCUGUCAGGAAAGAAUCCUUCAGACAUUGUAAUGAAGUUAGCUGCUCCAGGGAGUGGUCUCAAGGAAUUCUUAGACCAGAAUGAAAUCAACAACGACUCAAUUGUGCUGCUCCUGGAAAUUUUCAUGACCGCAAUUAAAUGCAGAUCUAACAGGCAGAAUUUACAAUAUCUGCUCGGUACGGUCAAAGAUUCUCCCUUUGUGAAAAUCACUUUGCCUAGGUUCAUUGUUAGCAUUCACACAGAGGUGACUAUAGAAAAACACUUGGAAAGGUUCAAACAUCUUGCUUACAUUCUAAAGCUGCUCACUGAGAUAAUUAGCGUCUACCCAAAAAGUGGAUUUAUGGAAGUGUCAUUACUGGCCACUUUGGUGGAAUCAGCUAUGAACCACCAGGAGUCCUUUGGAAUACCCAUUGAUGUAGAAACUAAGAAGAGUUUAGAAAACCUUCAGCAAAUGGUCCAGCUUUUACAAGAGAAAAAACGAGAAAAGGCAUUGAAUUCAGAUAACUACAACUUUUUCACAGACCCUGCAAUAGAAGACUUCAGACUAAUUUCAAUAUAUCCAACUUAUGAGGACAUCCAUUUGAUUGAGAAGCCCUUUGUGAGGCCAAAUAUCGUCACUGGAAAAUAUCCUGACGUAGUCACAUACCUCGACACACAUUUUCGCCUGCUCCGAGAAGACUUUGUUCGCCCGUUGAGAGAAGGGAUUUCUGAACUAUUAGCAUACGAAGAUAAAGACCUGAAGAAGAGACAGAUUAAUGACAUCCGAAUUUAUUUUGAUGCACAAAUAUCUGCACCAUUGUGCACACAAAAUGGUAUCUUGUACCAAGUUCAUUUUAACAUGAAGUUGCUAAAGUCCAUUAAAUGGGAAAACUCCAAGCGCUUAUUGUAUGGGUCACUCGUUUGCCUUUCCAAAGAUCGUUUUAAAAAUAUGUUGUUUGCAACUGUGGCGAACCGAAAUAUUGAAGAAUUGAAAAAGGGUUUGAUCACCAUUAUAUUCACUGAAGACAGUCGCUUGAAGUUGGCUGAUGUUAAGCCAGGAGACUUGUUUCUAAUGGUUGAAACAAGCGCGUACUUUGAAGCCUACCGACACGUCCUGGAAGGUCUUAAAGAGAUUGAAGCUGAUGAUUUUCCUAUGCAAAAAUACAUUGUCCAAUGCCACCCUGAGGUAUCAGAACCAGAGUACAUAAAACAUGGAUCUUUUACCUACACGCUCCAGCCUUUGAUUGAAGAACAAGCCCUCAAAGACUUGAGAAGGCCUCAUAAUGCCAUUUCCAGUGGUGAUGGCCUGCUGGAUUAUGGGAUGAGGUUGCACGAGCCCCCAAACAUCUUGAUGAAAAAUUUGCUUGAUUUCACAAAGUGGCCUUCGAAGGAGGAAUUAACCUUUGAUGCAUCGCAAAUGCGUGCAGUACAAUUGGCUUUAACCAAAGAGCUUGCCAUUAUCCAAGGUCCCCCAGGAACAGGCAAGACUUACUUGGGACUGAAAGUUGUCAAGACUCUUCUAGCUAAUAUUAAUGUUUGGCAGGCUACUGGUGCUGCUCCUAUUCUUGUGGUUUGCUACACAAAUCAUGCAUUAGACCAGUUUAUGGAAGGGAUUCAUAAGUUUCUGAAAACUGACUUGAUCAGAGUGGGUGGAAGAAGCACCAGUGAAAUAAUAUCAAAGUUUUCACUUAAGGAGAUCCGGAAGUGUAAAAACUUCAGGAAGAGUCAGCCAGGUCACCUGAGAGCCAUGUAUGCUUCGCUGACUCAGGAAAAAUACGACUUCCAGGAACGAAUUGAAAUUUCGACCGCCCAGUUUGAAACUAGUGCACAAGCAAUCCUCCAUCUAAUCAUUUUGCAGGAAUACAUUGCUCCACAUCAUUUGGAACAGUUGAAAAAGAUGUCUUCUGAAGUUAAGGUUAAAUCAACUGUUAUACUGGAGUGGUUGGGAAUUGGAUCUGUGAUCAUUCCUGAAGAAGCAGCAGAAGUGGACUUGAUUGACUUGACAGACUCAACCACUACAGAUGGGGAUAAUGAGGAAGACAAAAAUGAAGAGGAUGGUGAUGAUGAACUGAUCCAAGUUGCUGGGGAAGCAGAAAUAUUGCAAGCUGAGAGAAUGAUAGACGAUGAUGACCUGCUGAAUGAAAUACAACGAGCUCAGGCCAGGGUGGUUGCCAUUCAAAAACGCUUUCAGACGUAUGCACUUGAAGACCAAACUGAAACAGAGACCGCAGACCCUGAUGUCUGGCAGGUGCCCAAAAAUAUGAAGAAAAGGAUGAAAGCUAUGGCAAAGAGGGAGUUGCAACAAUCAGACUUCAUGUCAGAGGAUGAAGCCGAGCAGAUCUUGAACAUUUGGCAGCUUAAGCUCCACCAUCGCUGGCGACUGUACAGAUUGUGGUUGUCAAAAUACCAAAAAGACAUCAGGUUUAAAAUAUUGGAGUAUGAAAAUGAGUACCAGGGUGUGAUCAAUCGCCUGGCUGAACUGAGGAAUCAAGAGGAUAUGAACCUUCUGAGACAGGCCAAAGUAGUGGGGAUGACUACAACAGGUGCAGCGAAAUACAGGCGUGUUUUGCAUGACCUUCGGCCUAAAAUUGUCAUUGUUGAAGAAGCUGCCGAAGUCCUGGAAGCUCAUAUAGUAACCACACUGACUUCUGCCUGUGAACACCUCAUUUUAAUAGGGGACCAUCAGCAGCUUCGUCCAAGUGCAACAGUUUACGAACUUGCUAAGCACUUCAAUUUGGAAGUUUCCUUGUUUGAGCGACUCAUCAAUAUGAACGUUCAGUAUGUCCGAUUGGAUUACCAGCACCGAAUGCGCCCAGAAAUCGCAGAGCUGCUAACACCACACAUCUAUGACAAGUUGGAAAACCACGAGUCAGUGAGGCUGUACGAGAAUAUCAAGGGAGUCUCCACCAACCUCUAUUUCAUUGAACACCUGCAACAUGAAGAUGAGAUCCGGGAAGGAAAGAGUUUUCAGAAUUCCCAUGAGGCAUCGUUUGUGGAGUCGCUCUGCCAUUAUUUCAUCCAGCAAGAAUACGACCCAUCCCAGAUAACUGUCCUCACCACCUACUCGGGGCAGUUGUUUUGCUUGAGGAAAAAAAUGCCUAAGAGCAAAUUUAAUGGUGUCCGAGUCUGUGUGGUUGACAAGUACCAAGGGGAAGAGAACGAUAUUGUAAUCCUUUCGCUUGUCCGGAGUAAUUUCGAGGGCAGGGCAGGCUUUCUGAAGAUAGCGAAUCGUAUCUGUGUAGCUUUAUCCAGAGCAAAGAAAGGUUUGUUCUGCAUCGGUAACAUGACCAUGUUAGCAAAGGUCCCGCUGUGGGGUAAAAUAGUCGACACACUCCGCAGAAAUGGCCGAGUGGGUCCGGCCCUCAAGUUGUGCUGCCAAAAUCAUCCGAAAACCAUCAGCUUGGUAUCCACUGCUGUGGACUUUGACCAAGUUCCCGAGGGGGGAUGCAAGCAACCCUGUGACUUCCGACUUGACUGCGGCCACGUGUGCACUCGUGUUUGCCACCCUUACGAUAUGGAGCACAAAACGUACAAGUGUAACAGAGAAUGCCAGAAGACGCUCUGCGACCAGAAACACAAGUGUCCGAAGCUUUGUGGCGAUCCAUGCGGCAAAUGCCAGGUGAAGGUGAUCAAAGUCAUCCCUCAGUGUGGUCACGAGCAAGAGGUGCAGUGCUCGCAAGCUCCGGAAACAUUUUCUUGCCAAAUACCUUGUUCCAAGACCUUGGAUUGCGGUCAUCAAUGCACCCGAUCUUGCGGGGAGCCUUGCACCGUGAAGUGCUCUGAGCAGGUUAGUACUGUGUUGGAAUGCGGCCACACAAGGCAAGUCACGUGCUACUGGCAGAAGGAGGCGGAGAUGAGAGGUGAGCCACUGCUCUGCUUCAAGGAGUGCAGAGUCAAGCUGCAGUGUGGCCACAUCUGCAAUGGCAACUGCUUCGAUUGUGCCCAGGGCCAACUUCACACGGCUUGUAGGACCCCGUGCAAGCGGCUUCUGGUGUGUUCGCACGAGUGCCGAGAGCCUUGCACCAAAGAGUGCCCCCCUUGCACACGGCCCUGCGAGAAUCGGUGCAUCCACAGCAAGUGUUCGAGGAAGUGUGGCCAGUUGUGCAUCCCAUGCAUGGAGCCUUGCGAGUGGGUUUGCCUGCACCACAGCUGCACAAAGCUCUGCCACCAGCCGUGCAACCGGCAGCCGUGCAACAAGCCGUGCCGUCAAAUGCUUGGGUGCGGCCACCCCUGCAUUGGCCUGUGCGGGGAACCGUGUCCGAACAAGUGCCGCUUUUGCAACGAGAGUGAAGUCACCGAAAUAUUUUUCGGGACAGAAGAUGACCCAGAAGCCAAGUUUAUUCAACUGGAAGACUGCCAGCAUAUCUUUGAAGUGACUGGAUUUGACAGCUGGAUGCAGGAAGACAAAGCUGAUGAGGCAGUGAUAAAGCUUAAGGUUUGCCCUCUGUGCUCUACCCCCAUUCGGAGAAACCUGCGAUAUGGCAGUGUCAUUAAGAAGACCCUGACUGAAAUAGAAAUGGUCAAAACUAAAAUUGUGGGGGAUGAAGAAUACCUUGAAACCUGUAGAAAACAGCUUGAUCAGUUUCUAAAAGAAGAGAAGAAAAUGUUGAUAUAUUUCCCAAUGGAAACUGAAAGCCUGAAGCAACAGUUGGCUGAGCAGAACCCAAACCUGCACUUGCUGCUACUGCUGGGACACCAAAGCAAUCUCCUCUCUAAAGUGGCAGAACUAAAAUCAAAAGCAGAUCAGCUUCUCCAAGUACAGAAAAUGAAGAUUCAAGGUGAAACUAAUCUCUGCGCAAAGUGGAUCACGAAGCCAAGAGUUUUCUUUGCAGAUCAGGAGCUUUCAGAUAUCCAAUUUGUACUCUCGCACCUUGAAUGUUUAACUGAUGUGUACUUCAUACAGAGUUUGAUACACAAACAAGGAAGUUUGUUAGAAUUGAAAACACAGUGCAAAAUUAAUGACCUUCUGCGAGUGCUGCAAGACAAAGAGAAGCGUGUGGAGCCGUGGGUACAGGAAAGUAUCGAUCAACUGAAGAAGGAAUUUCUGUUACCAAAGGGAAAGAUUUCAGAGAGAGAAAAGCUGAUGGUAGUUCAUGCUACGAAGCUGACUCAGGGUCACUGGUAUAAGUGUCGCAAUGGGCACAUUUAUGCAAUUGGAAACUGUGGAAUGGCGAUGGAGACUGGUGUCUGCCCAGAAUGCCACACUACAAUUGGUGGGACAAAUUGUCAACUUUUAUCCGACAACUUGGUAGCUUCUGAAAUGAUCAGAACCGACUCUUCUGAAUUCCUUGAUUUUUAUUGAUUCACCCUGCGCUUUCCACUUAAUUUUAGAAUAACAUUUUGAGCUGUGCUUUUAUAAUCCCUUACUCUAACCACUCAAACCAUUGUAGCUCAGUGGGUAGAGCACUCAACUCGUAAGCGAAAGACCUGGGUUCGAUUCCUAGCAGGGCAAAACGUUGGGCAAUUGUCCUUACUCCAUACGCCUCUGUUUACCUAGUAGUAAGAACUAGUUAGUUGAUUGGUGGACUGCUUUUCCCAGAGUAAUAAU